GAGUUUGGAGGGGCCAAUUUGGGGUCAAUCUCGGGAGGGGGUUUGCACCGCUGCGCUUCGAGCUUUACGUUUAGGUGUUCGGACCUGGGUUAGGUAGCUGCCGGGGCAUCUGGAGUCUGGGAAGUGCCGAAGUACUCUGGUUUGGAGAAGCCCAGACAGCCCUGCUCUCCCGCAGCCAGCUUUUAGACUUGAGAGCCACCAAGGCCAAAGUGAGAGUCCGUCUUCGUGGACGUCUUCGUGUGCCGGGCCCGGGCAAAGGCCCUGCGAUCGAGCAGAGGUGGAGCAACCGCAUUACGCAAAAAAUGAAAAGCUGGGGUUGGCUGGCCCUGCUUCUGGGGGCCCUCCUGGGGACUGUCUGGGCUCGAAGGAGCCAGGAUCUACAUUGUGGAGCUUGCAGGGCUCUAGUGGAUGAACUAGAAUGGGAAAUUGCCCAGGUGGAUCCCAAGAAGACCAUUCAGAUGGGAUCUUUCCGGAUCAAUCCAGACGGCAGCCAGUCAGUAGUAGAGGUACCUUAUGCCCGCUCAGAGGCCCACCUCACAGAGCUGCUAGAGGAGGUAUGUGACCGAAUGAAGGAGUAUGGGGAACAGAUUGACCCUUCUACCCAUCGUAAGAACUAUGUACGUGUCGUGAGCCGGAAUGGAGAAUCUAGUGAUCUGGACCUACAGGGCAUCCGAAUUGAUUCAGAUAUCAGCGGCACCCUCAAGUUUGUGUGUGAGAGUAUCGUGGAGGAAUACGAGGAUGAACUUAUUGAAUUCUUUUCUCGAGAGGCUGACAAUGUUAAAGACAAACUUUGCAGUAAACGAACAGAUCUAUGUGACCAUGCCCUGCACAUAUCUCAUGAUGAGCUGUGAACCAUUGGAGCAGCCCAAACUGUCUUGAUGGAUGACCCCCAGGAGGGGAAGAUGGUGGCAUUGCCUUUUAUAUUAUGUUUUUAUGGAAAUGAACUGAAAAAAUAUGAAACCAAAAGAACAAA
This is a messenger RNA of Octodon degus (degu), 973 nucleotides long. It is a transcript of the gene Cnpy2, whose product is annotated as canopy FGF signaling regulator 2. The transcript is spliced from 6 exons. The coding region runs from base 303 to 851 and encodes 182 amino acids. NCBI's taxonomy places the organism in Eukaryota, Metazoa, Chordata, Mammalia, Rodentia, Octodontidae. The record is from RefSeq and is a predicted model, not a curated record. Gene Ontology annotation, cellular component: endoplasmic reticulum.